Messenger RNA from Amphimedon queenslandica, 706 nucleotides. RefSeq lists its product as uncharacterized. The record is from RefSeq and is a predicted model, not a curated record. The coding region runs from base 102 to 593 and encodes 163 amino acids. Gene Ontology annotation, cellular component: membrane. The transcript has 3 exons. Lineage: Eukaryota; Metazoa; Porifera; Demospongiae; Haplosclerida; Niphatidae.
UUCAAUUUUAGCUCAGUGCAUAGCAUUCUUUGUCAUCUCCUUCCUUGUCGAUCAGUCAAUCUCUCCUUGUUCUUUUUAACUGUAGAGUGUUACUCCUCCUAAUGGAUCCUUCUACUAAUACAGAACCUGCUCCUCCAGUUCAGCCUAACCCUGUAAUGACUGGACAGCAGCAACCAAUGACUGCUGCUCCUGGUCAAAUAAUGGUACCAAUGGCUGCUCCUGGUCAACCUGUACAGUAUGUGGCCGGGCAGCAAGGAGGUAUGGUAAUGAUGCCACAGUAUCAACAAGCUCCAGGGAACAUUGCUGUAGACCGUAGACUCCUCCCUGACCAUCAUCUGAUAAUAGUCUCACUAGUCACUUUGUUGUGUCUUGUUGUCAACUUGAGUUCACUGCUCUUUGGUGCACCUGCUCUUAUUUGCUCUUGGAUGGCUUACGAAGACAAAAAGAAAGGAAAUUACAAGAGUACAAAGACGUAUGGUUACACUGCAGUUGCCCUCAGUCUGUGUAAUAUAGUGUACACUGGUAUUGUGACACUAAUAAUAAUUGGACUCACUUUUGGACUCCAUUGUGGGGGAUCAAGAUACAACUGUUGAUAUUAUUCAUUGUUAUUAUUAUUAUUAUUAUGCUGAUUUAUCUGUAGUACUCAUUGACUCAAAACAGUAUCAUUGUUUUUAUUCUAAUAAAAUCCCUUUUCAUUUUAUUUUAA